Molecule: messenger RNA, 647 nt
Organism: Panthera uncia (snow leopard)
Lineage: Eukaryota; Metazoa; Chordata; Mammalia; Carnivora; Felidae
Product: high mobility group nucleosome-binding domain-containing protein 4-like
Exons: 2
Coding region: 1-441 (146 amino acids)
Biological process (GO): chromatin organization
Cellular component (GO): chromatin; nucleus
Molecular function (GO): nucleosomal DNA binding
Source: RefSeq, a predicted model, not a curated record
AUGAAGUUCUACAUGAGAAAGGACAGCUGUGUUGGUAGCAGUGGGGAGAGAGCUGGGAGGAUCAAAGAGAGAAUGAUAUUUAAUUAUAAGACUAUAGCCCAUGCCAGCCCUGCCCCAGCUGAAGGCACCUGUGAGGUGGAAAGCAGCUGGGAGCCCACACCUCUCAGAGGGACCAAGAGAAAGGCAAAAGGAGAUCCUAAAGGUGACAAGGUGAAGGUGAAGGAUGAGCCACAGAGUAGAUCGGCACAGUUGUCUGCUAACCCUGCUCCUCCAAAACCAGAACCCAGGCCUAAAAAGUCUGCUGUAAAGAAAGGAGAGAAGUUGCCCAAAGGGAGAAAGGGGAAAGCAGAUGGUGGCAAGGAUGGGAGCAAUGCUGCAAAGAACCUAGAUGCUUCCACAGUCCAGUCACAGAAAGCAGAACACACUGGGAAUACCAAGUGAAGUGUACGUUUUUGAUAGCUCUGUGCUUCUAGUGCUCUGUGCUACUGUUUCAAAUACUAUUUUUCUUCAGUCAGGUUUUAUGAAAACGUAGAAUUUGGUUUUUUCUUUCAAACUGAUGUUGUUAGCAUAUAAGACACAUUGUUGUUGUCUUUUGUGAAAGGUGUAAAUACCAUUAAUACAAUGUCUCAGAAGCCAGAUUGAAAUGG